AUGGGCAACGCUCCAAGCCAUCAGGGCGGGUCUCCACCGUUCGAGGCUGCGGGAUCUGCGCCCCCGCCACCACCCGCGUCGUACAAGGACAAGGAGCCGACCAAGCCCGCGUCUCCCCCACCUCCCACGACGCCGCUCCUGAUGCCUUACGGUGGACACCUGAGUCCCCAGAACCCACACGCGCUCGGCCUGCCGCAAGCACACGAUUACAGCAAGACGAUAGUGACGGCGCUCAUUCUUGACCAACGACUCGCGCCGUUCUACCGCGGCCUUGACGAUUAUGAGGAGGACUGGUCCGAGGCCCAAGUGGCACACGAACUUGAGGAGACGCGCGAGAAGGACUUUGCUGAGCAGGUCGAGAACUCUUCAACGGCGCAGCUGCGUGAAGAGCGUGAGACGAUCGCGCGCGGCCGCCGACUCUCGCACGAGGCGGAGCGCGCUGAGCGUCAGCGUCGCGAGGAGAAGGCCUACCUCGGCGCAAUCGAGUGCCCCAUCUGCUUCCUGUAUUACCCGCCGAAUAUCAACACCUCCCGGUGUUGCCAGCAGCCGCUGUGCACCGAAUGCUUUGUGCAGAUGAAGCGUGCCGAGGCUACCACCACACACUUGGAGAGCGAACCCGCAAGCUGUCCAUUCUGUGUUGAGACUGACUUUGGCGUCAUCUACGAGAGGCCAACUGCAGCGCUGCCGACGCCCAGCGGCAUCCUCAGCCCUGGCGGCACGGCCAGCCCCGCUCCUCUUUCCGCCUUGGCCACUUCCCCUGACGGCGGCGCGAGCGAGUUCAGCACUGCCCUGUCUGAUCGCCCCCUCUCGCCUGGGUCGUCAGACCUUGCGGCUCUCCGUGAAGAAGGCAAGCGGCGCAAGAGCGUGAGCUGCAAGGCCAAGGAGGUGGUUACGAUCGACGCAAUACGGCCCGAUUGGGAGGCAAAGCUCAACGCCGUCAAGGCACAAGCAGCGCGUCGUGCUGCGCGGCGCAUCGUCAUGCGCCAGGUCGGCGAUCGUCUGAUUCCAAUCGGGUAUACGUCGUCGCGGGCGACGGGCCAGGCCGACUUUUCUAUGUCCAUUCCACCCGAGGAGAGCGGGUCGCGGCGGUCGCGUCGUACGCGCGAGCGCGAGCGCGAGAUGGAGGAGAUGAUGAUCAUGGAGGCCAUGCGGCUCUCGCUUCUCGACCAGGAGGAGUACCAGCGCAAACAUGCGCACGAUAUUCAGCCCGGGCAGACCGCCGCAGGUCCAUCAGCCGGGCCAUCGACGGACAACGGCAGCAGUAACGGCAGGGGCCCGAGCGGAACCAGCUCGCCGACACCGAGCACGAGCUCGCGCCGAUCGUCGCGGGCAGCCGACACCCUUUCCAGCUGGCGGCAGAACGAGGGCGGGCGCGCGGCGAAGCUUCUCUCCAAGAUCACGGUUAACCGGAGUAGGGCCAACUCGAAGUCGAGCGUGCAUUUCGCCCCUUCGCCCCCGACGUUCGGUUCUGCGUCGCCAAGCGGGAACCGCGCGCGCUCGUCGUCCACUCCCAGCCCAGCUCCAGGCCUGCACUCGGAACACACUCCGUCACCGCUCAGCAACGCCGUGACGCGCCGCUCCCUCGACGUGCCAGCAACUGGACGGGGAGCCGCGUUGGCGCUCCAGGCCGCACUUGGACCGGCGGAGCCCGCCAUUGCCGAAGUGGCGACACCCAUGACCGAGACUGAUCACGACCCGUUAACGCGCGAGCUCGCUGCCGCGACGGACGACGGCCCUGCGUCUCUGCUGACCGACUCCCCUGGACAGAUGGACGCGGAAGUCGUCCCAACGCCACCCGCGAUACCCGUUGUCGUCGAACCGCCGAUCGACUCACCCGUGACCGAGCUUGCGGCGCCCACUCCGAUCGAAGCGCCGGUAGGCCAGGACCUCCUGUCGUUUGGGAACCUGGGACCCGACUCUGAAGCGACGCCCCGCGACUCUCCCCUGAGCGACACGACGCCGGCCGCCAGCCCGUCCGGCCAGGCUGCGGCACUGCCCGACCCGCCCGCGACGGGUAAGGCACUCGCUGCACCCAUUGACGUUCCCAAGACCUCCGGUCCCGACACGGACAAGGGUCCCGAGACGCCUGCCAAGACCGAGCUGACCAAGGUCACGCCCAAGUCGCCCACACUGAGCCCGUUCAAGCCAGCCCCGUGCCGCACCGACACGAGCACGAGCCUCGUGAGCGUCGACGCUGCGAGCUUCAUCAGCCGCUCGAGCCUGGGCGACGACGAGGUCAUCCGGCGUCCCAGCGGCCCACUUGCUGCACGUGCCGACGACUAA
Molecule: messenger RNA, 2283 nt
Organism: Cutaneotrichosporon cavernicola
Lineage: Eukaryota; Fungi; Basidiomycota; Tremellomycetes; Trichosporonales; Trichosporonaceae
Gene: SIP5
Exons: 2
Coding region: 1-2283 (760 amino acids)
Cellular component (GO): cytoplasm
Source: RefSeq, a predicted model, not a curated record